UCCGAGAACAACCAGAAUCAUAAGCGUAACCACUCUUAUUUCCUCUGUGGUAUAGUAUAAUUCACUAUACCACCGUUGAUCACAUUGAAAUUCGUAUUUUAUAUUUUACCAACCCGAAAUUGUUUUGAACAUCAUUUGGAUUAUUUCAGAAAAAGGACCGAUAAAGUAAUUGCUGUUAGGUCCUCUUCGAAAUAUGUUAAUAAAACAUGUAGUGAAAAACAAUCCUCUUAGGAUAGUUCCAUGAAUUGAUUAGAAGUGGAAAGAAGGACGCAGAUCUACGUGCCUUGUGGAAAUUAAUACAAAAGUCUACAUCUUAUAAACCGACACAUGUAAACUCAUCGAUCAAAAGGGAAUGUUUGUUUUGCUUCUCUCUGCCUUUGAGUCUCGAGCCAUCACGAAGGUUAGACCGAACGACAGUACGAUUACUUGACGACUUUAUUUCAAAGCACGUAAUUGAAGCAAACAAUGGCUGGCAGUGGAGAACUUUGGGUACAGUGCUUUACCUGUUGUUUGAUGCAACAAGGACCAAGGACACGGAAUGGAAGACAGAGGUCACAUCAGAGGUUAAGGAUAGAUCGUAGCAUGAUAGGAGUACCUACAAACUUUAGGCAUACUGGACAUAUUAGUAGUGGAGAUCUCGAUAUGAACAAUGCACAAUUGUCAAAUAUUCAGGCACAAAUGCAAAUGAAAGGAGGCUAUGACAAUGCAUACAGUGUCAAGGCAUGUUGAAAACAAUUAUAAAGCAAUUUCAGAUUGUUCUGCAAAUAAUCUUCUGACAUGACUAAAAAAAAUGACUAAUUUUUAACAUUUAUAAUCUUUGUAUGAGGGUGGACAUACAUGCCGUUACAUUGUAUUUUCAGAACAUGCUCAAAAAAAUACUUUGAAUAUGUUUAAGAUUAACACAAACAAAAGCUUUGUAAACACACAAUGUAAAUCAUUUUUAUUUUUUGAUGUAUCUUAAGUAUAUUACACUAAAAGUUACUCUCAUUCAUACAGAGAUAAUUUCGCAAUUGAAAUUAACAUUUUAAUUGUAAAUAAGUAUUUGACUUUCAUUCUAUUUGAAUCUCCAAUUUUAUACAUAGUAAAGACUGGAUACCUAAUAGAAACAGAAACUGCCAUAUUGUACACAACUUCUUCCAGGUGCAUUUUUUACUUACAAUUAUACUUCCAUUAAAAGAUAAUCGAUGUUUGUUAAUGUAAAUGGUAAUGUAAUAACAUAAUAACUGUUAUAUUACAUGUUAAUCAUAUUUACUUGUUUUUUGGAUAUGAGAAGAACUUUUAUAGUAGUAGAUUUCUCAUUAAUAAGUAUUAGAUACUGUUCUUAUAAUUGCAAGUGCGAAUAUAAGUACUCCGUGUUACUAGGUAGUGUUUUUGUAAAAAGAAAAGAAUGUAUUCUGCAUAGCUCACCUGUGCUGACUAAUCGAUAGAUAUUUUUAGCGUAUAUAUGGUGAACGUUCAUGUUCACAAAGCACGGCCCAUUUUUCCUACUUCUGUAUUCAUCCUUGAAUAGGGUGUAUAAACCUAUAUUAGGUAAUUUUCGGAACGUAGAUGUGUCAAAAAUUGAGAAAAUGAUUUAUAUGUAUUUGCCUAGUCUAUAACCAUUCUAUUAAAUCUCAUGAAUUAUGCUAAUCAUUGUUUGUUAUAUUUUAAAAUUACAAAUUGUGAUCUCUCGAGGAUAUAACCAUGAACCAAUGUGAAAGAAAAGGAAACAGGGGGUUUUAAAGAAAUUCUCCCAAUGACCAAUGUAGAUCUAUAAAUUUGCUAGAUAACUCAGAAAAAUAUUCUUAAUUUAAACGUAUAUGUAAUUUCUUGAAUACAUCUUUAUCCUCUGUG
Messenger RNA from Bombus huntii, 1833 nucleotides. RefSeq names its product CDC42 small effector protein homolog (gene Spec2). The record is from RefSeq and is a predicted model, not a curated record. Gene Ontology annotation, biological process: regulation of Rho protein signal transduction. The coding region runs from base 466 to 729 and encodes 87 amino acids. Gene Ontology annotation, molecular function: small GTPase binding. NCBI's taxonomy places the organism in Eukaryota, Metazoa, Arthropoda, Insecta, Hymenoptera, Apidae. Gene Ontology annotation, cellular component: plasma membrane. The transcript is spliced from 4 exons.